CCUUUUUCGAGAGUCAAUCCUAUAGCAAGGCAUGAGUGUUAUAAGAGAAGCCAUGGUCGCUGGCCAUGAUGUCAAUGCAGCUUUGUUCGCAGUUCAAUACCAUCAUAUUAAACAUUCUCAUCUUCUCUCAAUCUUAGCUUCCGAUAUUAUAGCCAUCACCAGUCGCAUAGGCGUAUCACCACAACCCCUUUACUAAACAAUACUCAACUAUGCGUCCCUCCGUACUUAUCAUUGCCAUGUCGGCAACAAUCUUAGCGCUCCCGCGACCGCUUCCAUCAGGUGUAGAUGAUGCAUCGGGCGCAAUUUUGGGGGGCUUGAAUAGUGGCCUAAAUGGUGUACUUGGCUCACCUGAUGAAGAUUACAAGGGAGAGUGUCAUUAUCGCCAUAAGGAGGAUAUCGCGACGUGUAUAGAUUCGUGUGUGGCGCAUUGUGCGGAAUAUCCAGAAGGUUGCAACAGCUGUAUAAGAGGAUGCUCUUCUCAAUAUGGUUGUAAGAGCCAUCACGAUGACCACCAUAACGGCAACCACGACGGCAAGAAGCAUCAUCACGAUAGACCCGAUCGCCGAGGCGAUGCGCCGAAUCCAGGUGACGGUGACGAGGAUUGGGAAUAAACUGCCAAUUUUAAUAUUGGAUCUACAGAAAAAUAGUAAUUCACCUCAACUCUGGGAGUUGUCAGCACCACUUAAUAAGAUACCAUUGGACAGAGACGGGAAUAAUGGCCUAAGGGACGUUACGAUU
This is a messenger RNA of Annulohypoxylon maeteangense, 738 nucleotides long. RefSeq lists its product as uncharacterized. The transcript is spliced from 2 exons. The record is from RefSeq and is a predicted model, not a curated record. Lineage: Eukaryota; Fungi; Ascomycota; Sordariomycetes; Xylariales; Hypoxylaceae. The coding region runs from base 210 to 611 and encodes 133 amino acids.